AUGAAAGUUGUCCACUUGUUUAUUAUUGCGCAUUUAUGUGCUAUGGGAGUUUUCUGUCAAGGAAAACAAUCAAUCUGCGCUGACAUAGUCUUUGCUCUAGAGACAUCGUGUAGCGUCGACGACGAAACUAAAGCCCUCGCCAAAGUUUUCAUCUACGAUUUUGUGACAAGGUUUGAUUCUGUAAAACAACAAAAUGUGAGUAAUGUUGCCACCCAGUUUGGGUUGUUAGCGUACGAUGCCACAUCACGCAUUGUGUUUACAUUCAGUGACGCUCUAUCCAAACUAGAAAUUCUGCAAAAGAUCGAAAUGUUUAAGAUGGAAACAACAGAUUGCAAAACUCUGACUCAUAAUGCCAUUAACAUGGCACGAUAUGAUUUCUUUGAGACAGCAUUUAACGACAGACGCACUCCCGAUGUGCUCGUUGUUUUAACAGAUGGACGAACACAACCUCAGAAAUAUAUCCCAGAAACUACGGACGCUAUCCAAAAAUUGCGGGAAGCAGUACGGACUAUCGUUAUUGAGUUACCAAACAAGAAGGGGCGUGAAAUGUUACCAGACACUAUUGAACAACUAAAUACACUGGCUGAAGCUAAAGAUCGGUUUAAACUUGAUAAUAACUCCGACAUAGAAGAUAUUGCGACUGGGGUUUUUGAUCAUUUGUUAGAAAAAAGCGAAUAUGUUUGCCCGCCAGCUGAUCCAGUGCAUCCAUGUCACGAGAAGUGCCAGUAUACAGCUCCACCCCCAAAGACAGCACAGCCAGGACUUGGGCGGUUUAGCCGAGUCAAUGUAAUGCUUGAUUGCACGUAUGAAGAGAAUUGUGAUAUCCAGUUCCUAAAAGACUUUGCAGCUGAACUUGAUCGACAACCUAAAUGCAAAAUGUAUUACCCUUUAAAGGCAGUUGCAGAGAAUCGUCUUUAUGUUAUCUACGGAUGUGAAAGUGCAGGGUAUCUACAGAAGGCUCUCUUGACAAAGGAUUCGCGGUUCAAAUGUCAAGUACAACCAAUUAUGGACUAUCAUGACUUUGCGAUACUUACUCUUGGUCUCAAUGUGUCGCAAGAAAUGACAGAUGCUAUUAUGCCAAGAGCUUCACUAAAGUGCGAACAUCUGAUAGCUGUAUUUCGCGAGAUUGAAUACCCGCCAGGAAAGACCUUUGAGGAAAUUAUGACUGCCUGGAAGGAACAUGCGCGGGUGCAAUUUUCGUUAAAAGGCACACCUGGAGAAGAAAAUGCAGAAGUGUUUCAUUAUGUAGGCGAGAGAAGGGAAGUGAUAUUUCAUGUAUGGGACAGUCCAGAAGAAUUGGAUAGCAUGGUAGUUGGUGGCAACGGUGGCCAGGAUUGGGUACUUCAUAGGAGAGUAACGUCCGGGUUGACGCAUCGGACAAAAUCGAUGAUUCACUUAGACUGCAUAUGCAACGUAUGA
Messenger RNA from Owenia fusiformis, 1419 nucleotides. NCBI's taxonomy places the organism in Eukaryota, Metazoa, Annelida, Polychaeta, Sabellida, Oweniidae. The record is from the annotation of a GenBank genome assembly.